GUUAAAUUUGGGCUAUACCUUCUCCGUGUAAAGAAGUUAAAGCGUUGACAAACCCUAAGAUCAAAAAACCUAGUUACAAUCAACCCUCUCUAGGAGCUGCUUGAGUCUCUUUUCUCCUCCUAGGCAAAUGUCGCGUGUGUACGUGGGGAAUUUGGACCCAAGAGUUAGUGAGCGUGAUCUCGAGGAUGAGUUCCGUAUCUAUGGAGUUAUCAAGAGUGUUUGGGUUGCUCGUAGACCACCUGGCUACGCUUUUCUAGACUUCGAGGAUCCCAGAGAUACCCGUGAUGCCAUCCGUUUGAAUUUGACGACAUGCAUUCUGUUUAAAUGGACAGGCAAGAAUGGUUGGAGGGUGGAACAGUCUCACAACCGUGGAGGUGGUGGAGGAGGGGGCCGUGGUGGUGACCGCGGAGGAGAUCGUGGUGGCCGUGGUGGUGGGUCUGAUUUGAAGUGCUAUGACUGUGGUGAGCCUGGUCACUUUGCACGUGAAUGCCGUAACCGUGGUGGCACAGGAAGGCGUCGCAGCAGGAGCCGCAGUCCUAGAUACAGGAGGAGUCCAAGUUACGGACGCAGGAGUUACAGCCCUCGUGGAAGAUCUCCUCCUCCUCCAAGACGCCGCAGCCCUUCACCUCCUCCUGCUCGUGGUCGCAGCAGCUACAGUAGAUCACCACCUCCGUACAGAAGGCGUGAUGAACUGCCUUAUGCUAAUGGGAAUGGACUGAAAGAUAGACGCCGAAGCCGGAGCUGAGAGGUUUAUGCUGUGAGAAACUGAGAUGAUGACGAAGUACUACUUACUUUUGGAGAUUAAGGACUGUGAUUGGAUUACAUUUUGCGUAGGUAGUGUUAUGUAUCUGCCCUUAGGUAAAUUAACAUAAUGUUUAGUUUUGGAAUUUCUGAUAAUAAAGACCUAUGCUUUCUCUUUUC
This is a messenger RNA of Raphanus sativus (radish), 921 nucleotides long. RefSeq names its product serine/arginine-rich splicing factor RSZ22. Lineage: Eukaryota; Viridiplantae; Streptophyta; Magnoliopsida; Brassicales; Brassicaceae. Gene Ontology annotation, cellular component: nuclear speck. Gene Ontology annotation, molecular function: zinc ion binding; RNA binding. Gene Ontology annotation, biological process: mRNA splicing, via spliceosome. The coding region runs from base 128 to 745 and encodes 205 amino acids. The transcript has 6 exons. The record is from RefSeq and is a predicted model, not a curated record.